AUGCCUGGAUCUCCGCUCCCCCCAAGCGAGCAACACCCCCGCGCCUUCCCCCUCGCCUCCCGCGAUCCAUACCGCGGAAACCCCGGUUCGCCGCCAGUGCUGGCUGAGGCGUCGCCGCUAGUCCCGCUCUCCCCGCCGGCAUCCAUGGCGUUCUGCCUCCCCUUGGUGGGCCCCACUUGCCCUUGCAGAAGCCAGCCCAGGAGGGGUCCCGGGGAGCCAGGUCCCAGCCCUGCUCCGAGCCGUCUCGGCGCUGGCUGGGCCCGCGGCUUCCUCGUCGACAUCACUCGUGUAGCGCCGGAGGCGGCGCCGUUCGGGGGCCUCGGAGUCUCUCCCUCAGCCUGGACGUGCUCCUGCCUCCUUGAGGCCGCGGCAGCAGCAGGCAUUCCGACGUUCGCAGCGGCAGCCGUCGCGCCUUCCGCCGUUGGGGCGUCGCCUCGCACCCCAGUCGCAGCAGACACCGCCGCCGCCAGCACGGCCGGCGACACCGGCGCCGCCCGCGGGGUGGCAGAGGGCGAAACUGAGCUGGCGUCAAAGGCAGCGGCAGAGGCGCCAGCAGACACCAGGACCGCAGGCACUCCAGCAGCCGCGACUCCAGACUCCUCACCAGCCGCCACCGCGGGCGGCGCAGCCGCCUCCAGCUCAAUCUCCGCUCCGUCGGUUUCCUUUGCCCCUCCAUCCGCAGCAGCAUCGCUCCUCGGUGUACCAUGUUCCUCCGUCCCCUCCUCCGCCCGCUCAGUGACGCCUCCUGCCCCGCCGCCCCCUCAAGCCGUGGUUCCUGGUCAGCCUCCAACUCUCGUCGAGCAGCGCGUGAUGCACGUGGGGACUUGCUUGACGCUCUUGUCGUACGUGCUAGACCAGCUUCACGUGACUCUGGUGCAACAGGAGGUGCAGAUCGGGGCAAUGCAGCCAGCGGAGCAGACGGCGGCAGUGGCGGCAGCGGAGGAGUUGCAGCAUUACCUCCCGCUGAUUGGCUUUGUGCCGGGCUCCCCCGGGGCUGCCCUCGGGCCCGGCCCUGGAGCUUUGGCACGGCUUGCCGAGUCUGCCCAGGAGGACCCUCUCGACCUUGUAGCCGCUGCCGCGUCCGUCCUACGCUGGUUGGACGGGCGGCUUUGCUGGAUCCUGGUUUAG
Molecule: messenger RNA, 1128 nt
Organism: Closterium sp. NIES-65
Lineage: Eukaryota; Viridiplantae; Streptophyta; Zygnematophyceae; Desmidiales; Closteriaceae
Source: the annotation of a GenBank genome assembly